AUGGCCUCCUUAAUCGAGUUCUAUCUCACCACUCUCUGGAAAUACAAGCCCACAGCCAUUGAGCGAGUGAUUCAGAGUCUGCCAGUGGCAGACCUGGCCAAUGUCGAGAUCCUUUAUGACUAUGACUAUCACUGGUUCAAGGUCAUAUGCUUCGCCCACCAGGCACAGAAGGUUCGUCAAGUCUUUGACCGCAUUGUUAGAGAAAUCGAAGACGAGGCCUUUGGCGACGAUGGUGGCAACAUUCUUGAUGACAAUGACCAAAUCAAGACACACUUCAACAACGAGUGGAUUAGCGACGAACCCGAGCAAGCUUCGGGGGCUGUUGGCAAGACUAUCGGGCCUUACAGCCUCCCCAAACGGUUUUCCAAAUAUCCAUACAAGGCAAUCUGGGACGACCUGGAACAGCAGCGAGAAUCGCUCACCUUGGGAAAUAUCGUGAGCUCUGAGCAGCUCGUCACCAUUGGAAAGCUGAGCGGAGCUGAAAUAUCAUACAACCUCACUGGGACAAUGGUGUACAUUGGCGGCAAUGAUCAGGAGUCGAUCUCCAAGGUCCAAGGAAAGCUCCGUGUCUUGCUCGCAUUCAAAAAACUGUUAGCCUGUCCAGUUCGGAUCCAGCAUGUGAUCUACCCUGAGGACCAUAUCGAGAAACAGGCAGACAACCUGAAGGCCGAGACUCGAUACCUUGCAAACAUUGAUCCGGUGUUGGCCUCUUCAACGCUCUUCGACAGGGCUAUGGUGAAGAAUAAUGACCUGGAGAGCGCCUACAAAAUGAUGUACUCAGAAGGCGUCUCUAUUCGUCUUUGCAUCUGGGACCCCGAAAAGAAAUUCUGGGUUUCCCUGCUUGGUCCAAGGGUCCCUGGCCGGUCAGGAAGAAAGUACAGCUUGGGAGACAGGCCUGUCAUAUCGACCAAACUCGUCCAUGAGCUGCCCUUCUUGGCAGAGGCGUUCGUUCGACGAGAUGAAAUCGACCCGAACGCUCGGGUCGAGGCGUGGAUGAACGACGUCACCAACCAGAUUGAAUCUAACUCAGAGAUGCUGACCGAGCCAAAGAAUGCUGCCCCUUCUACAACUGCGGAAAAGAGCCUCAUUGACCGUCUCGACCCGGCACCUCAGGAUCUGUCCAUGAGGGGGAUACAUGAAGAGAAGCCUGCUACAUCAAAUGGCGCAGGAAGCUCCACCAAAGUUCCAGUAAUCACUUGGAGCAUGCCGCCACUCAUCCCAGAGACUUCCGAUGAAACCAGUUCGAACCAUAGCUCUCUCUUUAUGAGAUACUUGCAAGCUGGUGUCAAGGACUUUGAACCUUCAGCCCAGGAGAGAGCGCGAGACCAGACAAUAGCCUCCCCGCAGCAAACAGCACCUCGACAGCAGGGAGUACCCGCGCAGAUUCCAGAAGCUGCAGCGUCCACCUCCCAGGUUGAACAUGGCGUUUCUUCUCAACUUCCUGCUACAGACACAUUCAUCCAGGAGAUUGAGACCGCGAUGGUCGAAAUGCUUGCUACGGGUCCUUACCGGCGAGGGAAGAUUGAACUGAGGGCAGAGUUUGGCCGUGUCCUCCUUGGAGGGUUGGAUCGUACCGCCCUAGCGUUUAACAAUAUUGACGAACCAAGCAAUGGAUGGGACAAGCUUGAGCUGCUAAAUCAGCUUGGGAUAUAUUUUGGCGAGCCCAAGGACAUGAUCCACUGUACGCGGAUUCUGACCACCCAUGGCGGCGACAUGGAGGACAUGAUCAAGGUCAGGACCGGCCCGUCCCGGUUGUGGCAAGAGGAACCGAGCCACGCCUGGACCGUUUACUCUAUUCAGUGCGCCCUCGAAUUUCCGGGAAAGUUGCAAACUGAGUUCGUUGUUGACCUCCGGGAUGAUCCGAAUUCCGAGAACCCAUUUUCCUACUCCGUUCGGUCUUUGCCUGGAAAAUCUGGACCACUGCCUAUCUUCGUUCACGCCAUUCGGCGUAACUGGGACCUGGAAAUCAGAUUGUCUCAUGUCAACCGCGAAGGCAAAGGGAGAGCUGUGGAUUUUAUCGCGAAGAAGUUACUGCAGUCGCUCAGCGUUUCACACAGCGCUGUUGGAGGACCCGAGCUCCGAUUUGCAGUACCAAAGGGUCGUGGCGUUGGGAUCGUCGAGGCUCGGGUGCUGACCAAGUGGCGAUACCCCAGCCUGAACAACAAGAGCAUUCUGGAGAUUACCGAGGUUCAGCAGAUGGAGCUAGGUCCUUGUACCGAUCUACCGGUUGCCACACCGAACGACGAGUGGGAUAUCAUAUGUGCUAAGCCCUGGACUCAGCCAACGUCUCAGCGUAUGCGCACAAUGGGUGCGGUUCCACGUUGGUACGACGCCGCCGUGGUGUCUUCUGAGGCCGAGGCCUUGUUCCGCGAGAACGAGAUCAUGGAGCUGGGCGAAAAAGCCAAGUGGACCCCAGACGAACUCAAGGCGCGCGGCAUCCUGGCCACCGUCUACGGCCCGGCGUUGUGCAUGCUGAGGGAGAUGGAUCACAUUGGGAGGAGUGACAGCAACGGCCUAUCGAAUACAUUCGGCAAACUCCUCAAGAAGGGAAAUAAUUCUUCCCGCACCAUUCCUGGGCUGAUGCCAAACACCGCUCCUCGUACCGUGCCGGGGAUGACCUCCCCCUCGCCUAGUCGUGGCAGAAGUAGACGGAGGAAAGGCGACUCGGGAGCACCCAAGCCUCAGAGCGAGUCUUCUUGA
Messenger RNA from Canariomyces notabilis, 2700 nucleotides. RefSeq lists its product as uncharacterized. The transcript is spliced from 6 exons. The record is from RefSeq and is a predicted model, not a curated record. Lineage: Eukaryota; Fungi; Ascomycota; Sordariomycetes; Sordariales; Chaetomiaceae. Bases 1 to 2700 code for a protein of 899 amino acids.